GGCCAUUGCUAUGGCCCGUUGCCAUGGCAUGUGUAAACUGUCAUGGCACCCAUGGGAAUGUCUUUAUGCUAAUGAGUAGUGAGGGCAACUAGAGGUCACUUUCAUGGCCAUCUGCUUAUUUUGGCUGGCUUCUUCACUGCCUUCUGUUUCAACCAUAUCCUUUCAACCAGAUCAGCGGGGUCAUGACCAGGAAACAAGCCCUGCCAGCCUCCUACCUCAAAUCUAAUUAAUUAUAAUUUUUCUCCUUAUGACAACCCACACAAAAAAGACAGAGAUAAGAAAAACAAGGACUUCCUGGGAGGCUGUGGAUCAAUUACCAAUGGACACCCAGAAGCAAAUUCACAAGACUCACAAUUCAAAGAACCAAUUUUUAACAAAUUUUUUCCUGUCAGUUGAAUUUGGGCAGGAAGGAACAUGCAAAAAUUUUUACCUUCUUCUUUCAACUGGACGCUACGGACAGAAAUCCAGGAGAGCUGACCUAGGAACUGCAGACGCUGCAGAUAAAACAGAGCCAGAAUGCUUUGCUGCCAGCUGGAACUUUGACCCAAACCCCAGUGCGACAGUCUCCAGUGCUCACUCAACUGGAAUGCAUCAAUGAAGGUCACUUUCUGUCCAGA
Macaca mulatta (Rhesus monkey) is the source of this 617-nucleotide messenger RNA. RefSeq lists its product as uncharacterized. The record is from RefSeq and is a predicted model, not a curated record. NCBI's taxonomy places the organism in Eukaryota, Metazoa, Chordata, Mammalia, Primates, Cercopithecidae.